Messenger RNA from Hypoxylon fragiforme, 1581 nucleotides. RefSeq names its product general substrate transporter. Gene Ontology annotation, molecular function: carbohydrate:proton symporter activity. The record is from RefSeq and is a predicted model, not a curated record. Gene Ontology annotation, cellular component: membrane. NCBI's taxonomy places the organism in Eukaryota, Fungi, Ascomycota, Sordariomycetes, Xylariales, Hypoxylaceae. Gene Ontology annotation, biological process: transmembrane transport; carbohydrate transport. Bases 1 to 1581 code for a protein of 526 amino acids. The transcript is spliced from 5 exons.
AUGGCGAUCGGUAAUAUCACAAACAAGACGCCUCACAAGGAGGAUAUCGUGCAUGCGCAAGAGGAGGCACCAAGCUUCGAAAAGGUCGAUUGGAAGAGGGAUCCCGGUCUACGAAAGCUAUAUGCUUGCUGCCUUGUGCUCUGCGUCGCUUCGGCUACCACUGGUUACGAUGGCAUGUUCUUCAAUUCGGUGCAGGUGUUCGACACAUGGAGAGCCUUCUUCAACAACCCUCAGGGUUCUCAGCUCGGCUUACUCGCAGCUCUCUACCAGAUUGGUAGCAUUGCAUCAAUUCCUCUGGUUCCCAUGUUGGCCGAUAACUUUGGCCGGAAAUUGCCAAUCAUUGUUGGCUGCGUUAUCAUGAUCGUUGGUGCCAUCAUCCAAGGUGUUGCGCAAAAUAUCAAUUCCUUCAUGGGCGGCCGGGUUAUGAUGGGAUUUGGAAACAGCUUGGCCCAGGUCGCUUCUCCCAUGUUACUCGCUGAAAUUGCUCACCCCCAACACCGUGGCCGAGUCACGGCUGUAUACAACUCCCUGUGGAAUGCCGGCGCUAUUAUCGUUACAUGGCUUUCCUUCGGGACGAACUACAUCCAAAAUGACUGGUCAUGGCGUAUCCCCGCCAUACUCCAAGCCCUACCGUCCGUCAUCCAGAUCAUCUUCAUCUGGUGGGUGCCCGAGUCGCCCCGAUUCCUCAUGGCCCAGGACAAGCACGACAAGGCGCUCAAGAUGCUCGCCAAGUACCACGCCAACGGCAACGACCAGCACCCGACCGUCCAGUUCGAGUACCGCGAGAUCAAGGAGACCAUCCGGCUCGAGAUGGAAACCAAGACUAACAGCAGCUACAUCGACUUCUUCAAGACGAAGGGAAACCGGUACCGGUUGGCUGUCCUCCUGUCCCUCGGUCUCUUCUCGCAGUGGUCUGGAAACGCCAUCAUUUCCAACUUCUCCAGCACGCUGUAUGACCAGGCUGGUGUAAAGGACUCUAACUCCAAGUUCGGUCUUUCAGGAGGCCAGAAUAUAUUAGCCCUUAUCGUCUCUGUCUCCAUGGCCACGCUCGUCGACCGCUGGGGCCGACGGCCGAUGUUCCUGACGUCCACGGCGGGCAUGUUCGGCGUAUUCGUCUUCUGGACGCUGUGCUCGGGCCUCUACGGGGAGCACCGCUCCCCAGGGGCCAACUACGCGAUGGUGUUCUUCAUCUGGCUAUUCGGCUUCUUCUACUCGAUCUCGUGGUCCGGCUUACUGAUCGGCUACGCGAUCGAGAUCCUGCCGUACAAGCUGCGGGCGAAGGGGCUCAUGAUCCUGAACAUCAUGGUGCAGGCGGCGCUGUGCCUCAACGUGUACGCCAACCCGGUCGCCUUCGAGGCCUUCGGCGAGGACCACUCCUGGAAGCUGUACCUCAUCUACACGUGCUGGAUCUUCUGCGAGCUCGCGUUCGUCUACUUCAUGUAUGUCGAGACGAAGGGGCCGACGCUGGAGGAGCUGGCCAAGGUCAUUGAUGGCGAUGAGGCGGCGGUCGCGCACCUCAAUUUCGAGCAGGUCGAGAAGGAGGUCGCGAUUGAGACGCACGAUGUUGCGCAUAAGGCGUAG